CUCAAACCCUCGCUCCCUCCCCGAGAUCUGUCUCUACCCCACAGAAGAAAUCCUUCAGCCGCCGCCGUCGCCGCCGAAAUCGAAAUAAUGUCGCCACCGGUCUUGACCACGGUCGUCACCGGCAUGGUGCUGGCCACGGGAACUGUUGAGCUCGUGAGGGGCGCCGUGGACGCCAUCUCCGCCCUGGCAGAGAGAAAUUGCAGCAAGUGCAAUCUCAAAGUUAAGAUCGGGGAGAUGGUAAAGCACCUCGAGGAUCAUCUUGACGAAGACGAGAUGCUGUACGCUAAGGACAAGGAAGCAAUGGAGCGCAAGCUCGAGCUGAUGGAACAACUGGAGAAGAGGCUAAGGGAUGACAAAGCAGAUCUCAUGCAUAAGCUGGAGACCAUUGAUAAUGCACACAAGGUGGAGAAGAGGCGACUCAAGGUCGAAAAGGCUGAGCUCAAGGAGGAGCUGCUGCAGGCCAAAAUCAAGGAGGCCCGGUUGAAAGACCUGGCACUGUCGGAAAUCAGAAUCAGGUGUGAAGUUUGCUCCGAGUCUCUGCUUGCCAAAAACAGAGAUGCUCAUAUGGAGAUUCAUAGAAAGGAGCAUAAGGUCAUGAGCAAGUACUACCGUAUGUUGCGCAAAUAGUGUUUACUGAACCAUUUGUGAGCACACCAAAGGAAGCAGAGCGUAACAUGCAGAAGAUCGCAUCUGGAGGAAAUCCAAGAUGCUGAAUGAGUUCAAUAAAGUCUUCAUUCAAAACUAUUCAUAAAUUGCAUGUUAAACAAAUUUUGAGCAUGUUCGCUACACAUUGGACGGUGCGGUUUUCAUAGGCCUAACAUAUGAGAACAUAGACCGAGUGUUAAUAAGUCAUCAUCCGUUUGGGGCGAAAUGUUCCAAAUUAUUAAUUGCAAAAUGUUGGUGAAAGAUUUAGCAUAAAAUUAUUUCAUUACUA
This is a messenger RNA of Hordeum vulgare subsp. vulgare (domesticated barley), 934 nucleotides long. RefSeq lists its product as uncharacterized. Bases 88 to 627 code for a protein of 179 amino acids. NCBI's taxonomy places the organism in Eukaryota, Viridiplantae, Streptophyta, Magnoliopsida, Poales, Poaceae. The transcript is spliced from 6 exons. The record is from RefSeq and is a predicted model, not a curated record.